AUAUUUAUUUUAUUUGUGCAACUGCAAGGCACGCAAAUUAUUGUGGUUGAUUGGGAACCGAAUGUGCGAUGCCAAUAAAUAUUGAAUUACACCGGGUGGAUAAGAAGAUUUAAUGGAUUUUUAAUGAACGUUACUGCUUUCGGUGUUCAUGUUAAAUGAGCUCGUAAUAGCGCUCCAAAUUCACUCAUAAGUCUACAGAAUUUCGAAUAGAAAAUGCAACAAUGUUCUAAUUUGUUUCCCAAUAAAGAGGCAUUUAUUAUUUUCGCCCUUUAUAUAAUUCUCUUCGUGUUCCAAGGUGUGUUUGUAACAGCAUCAAAGACAGAAAAUGGUGGAUAUGACUACAACACAACACUUGUGGUUUUCCUAUCGGAACUCCUCAAAUUAUGUGCAUCAGCAUUUCUUUACACCUAUAGAAGAGACAAUAAACCGCAUAUAUUCCGAGCCAUCGCCAUAAACUACAAACUACUACUCCUGUACUUCAUACCAUCAUUGUUGUAUUGUUUCUACAACAAUUAUUAAUUUGUCAGACCCCACGUAUGUUCCGGGUAACUGUAUUAUAGGUAUGUUUAUUACUAAGGACUUGUUAAUAAUGAUGAAUGUUUUCUUUUUCAGUUCCUAUUCAAGAGAAAGCUAGCUUUCAUGCAAUGGAUCUCACUAGGCAUAUUAACCGUGGGAUGUAUGAUCAAGAACUUCGAUGCAGCUUCAAUACAAUCCAAAGGCGACUCGGAUCUCUGGUCACAGCUAUUCAACAUUUAUUUCGUAUCUAUUAAUUUCCAGAAUUUCUGCUCCUGUCUGGCCGGUACAUAUAACGAAUAUUUGUUAAAAACUAAAGGCUCGAAUGUCGACAUGUUCCUACAAAAUGUAUUUAUGUAUUUGGAUUCGGUUAUUUGCAAUUUCUUCAUUCUAAUGUUCAAAGGCGAAUUAGGCACGAUAUUCGAUGAUUUUGGUUCACUUGCUGAUACUUUUGUAGUACUUAUCACAGUAAAUAGCGCUGUGGUAGGUAUAGUUACUAGUUUCUUCUUAAAGAACUUAAACUCUAUUUUAAAAACAUACGCGAGCGCUUUGGAAUUGGUUAUAACGGCUGUAGUUUGCUAUAUACUAUUUAAUAUUGUGAUAACUGCUUUCACAGUGAUAUCAAUAUGUCUAGUCAGUAUUGCUGUCGCUAUGUAUUUUAAAAAUCCAGUUAGUAAUGUCAACAUGAAUUUAGCUGAUGGCAAAGAUAAGGAACCCCUUAUAGAAGUUACAACAAAUAACUGAAUCGAUAGAUUGUAGGUAGUCUAAUGACAUUCUGUAUUAUAAUUUCUUAUGAAUUUUCAUGAUUAUAAUAACUAAUAAAAAUAUACGUGUAUGCGUAUGCUGUAGUUUAAGGAACAAAAAUCUGGUGACGAUAAGCUGAAAUUGCCAAAUAUAGAUGCGACUCGGAACAACACAGAAACCCUUUUGGGUAUCAGCAAUAUAUUGUAGGGCAUUGGGCGUCAUGUGCUUUUCUGUGCUCGGAAGUUAGUGAUGAACCGCCAUUAAUUUUGGUGAGAACUGUACAUCAUUCCCCAUUCUGUGCUCGAUGUUACUAUGUAACUUUUUUGAGUGUAUCAUUGUUGAUUAUAUUCAUUAUAACAGCAAAUUAACAUCACACAGUUUAGAUGCCAUAUUUUAAUGUGGAUCAUUAUUUGGUCAUUAAAAGUAUUAAGUUAGUAUUAGUACCUGGCUACUAAGAUUUAUGGCUGUAAGCCAGAUUCUAUGCAUAAAAACCAAACAUUACCAAAUAUCUUUCAAAAUACUUAUUGUUGUUCAUGUAUUCCAUUAUCCACCUUAUGGAUAGACAAUUAUAAGGUUGAACAAAUGUUAUCCUUAUUUUCAUUCUGGAAUGCAACUAUGAUACUUAGCCGUGCUCAUAAAGACGCUUUCCUUCAUAUCACUAAGUCUCGAUGCAAAGUAUACUCUUAUUAUACUGUACAGCAAUUUUUUUCGCAUUUUAUAUACCAUAAAUAUAGGUUGGCCUCAAAGCAGUUUAUAAGUAUUUCAAUUUAUUUGAGUGUAUAAUUUAUUUUACAUGUUGUUAAUGAUAAAGGUGCAAAAUGUUUUAUUUUGUUAAUAAAGAUAAAUAGAAGUUUAAGAAAAGCUUAAAGCCAAGGGAUUUAAAGAUUUUUGUUAACCAUUAGAUAGCCAUAACAUUGAAUCUCGUAAUACAAAACGUUCUACUAGACAUAAUAGGUGCAAAUAUGUAUGUAAUGUAUGUAUCAGAUACUUUUGUUAUUAGAAUUCUCAGAGAAAUUCUAUGCUAAAUGUAAAUUCAAAAAACCAUGAAUGUUCUUGCGAUAAGACACAUCCGUUAAUUUUAAAUUACGGCUUACCAUAAAGCCAGUUGCGCAUAGAAGCCAGAAUAAUCAUGGCCAUAUCCAAAACAGAUUGAUUUAAAAACAUUUAAGUUGAUGGCUUUACAAUACUCAUUGAAGUGACAAUUAUUGAAAUUGAAUGUGAUUACAUAGGUAAUGAUUAUAGAUUUAUGAUUUGCUAGACAGUGGCAAAGAUGAACCUUAAAAUGCACGUUGUCUAUGUGUAUAAUCAAUAAAAUACUCUUUGACAUCUUUGGCUCUAUUCUGAAUUAUACUAAGUAAUACUGUUACAUACAGUUCUUCAAUUUAGCGAGCAAGUUUUCCACACCUACUUAGUACUAUUAUUGUCCCUAGAUACUUUUAUUGACAUUGAUGUAAGGGCAUUGUUACUCUUUGGAACUGCUUAUUAGUUUAUUUAUCUGCAUUUAAACCAUUAAGAUUACUAUUUUAUUAUAUUUGAAAUAUGAAGCAUCUAAUAACUUACGAUUAUUUUAUACAUCAAUCAGAAUCCCCUUGUCACAGAAUGUCAGCUAUUACCUCGACUAAGUUCUAGCUAAAUUAAGGGUUACGGCUGCCAACAUUUUGUAAUAAGUACAGUUACCGGCACGGAUAUUGGGCUCUCGGCGGAAGAGUGAGGAUCGCUUUGCGCACCCGUACGUAUAAGGCAAUAAGGCAGUAAAUCGCUUCUGCGCAGGUGAAGGUCAGGGCUCAAUAUCCGUGCCGAUAACUGUACUACUAUAUGGAAAUCAAAAGUGUUUUAUGUACCUACCUUUUUCUAAAAAAACCCAAAGAGCUGCUAAGUUUAAAUCUCAACUUCUAUGUCAAUGGUGAUUAAUGUACUCGAAAGGUUUCUAUAAUUAAGUUUUUCAUUGUAUUCUAAGGCUCUACACCACUCAUUAAGUACCUAAAUAAAUCAAAUCUAUUGUGCCACUUCUUUUUAUCAAGAUUAGCAGCAUCACAGUAAUCUACAAUAACUUAAGGUUAAGUAUGUAAUGUACAUAGUAAUUUUAAACUGUCAAACUGCAAUAAAAGCUUGAAGUUACAAAUGAAAUAAAAUACAAAUUUUA
Messenger RNA from Helicoverpa armigera (cotton bollworm), 3400 nucleotides. It is a transcript of the gene senju, whose product is annotated as UDP-galactose transporter senju. Gene Ontology annotation, cellular component: Golgi membrane. The transcript has 4 exons. Lineage: Eukaryota; Metazoa; Arthropoda; Insecta; Lepidoptera; Noctuidae. Gene Ontology annotation, biological process: pyrimidine nucleotide-sugar transmembrane transport. Gene Ontology annotation, molecular function: UDP-galactose transmembrane transporter activity. The record is from RefSeq and is a predicted model, not a curated record.